Messenger RNA from Gopherus flavomarginatus (Mexican gopher tortoise), 1961 nucleotides. RefSeq names its product choline kinase beta (gene CHKB). Gene Ontology annotation, molecular function: ethanolamine kinase activity; choline kinase activity. The transcript has 11 exons. The record is from RefSeq and is a predicted model, not a curated record. Gene Ontology annotation, biological process: CDP-choline pathway; phosphatidylethanolamine biosynthetic process. Gene Ontology annotation, cellular component: cytoplasm. NCBI's taxonomy places the organism in Eukaryota, Metazoa, Chordata, Testudines, Testudinidae. Bases 5 to 1150 code for a protein of 381 amino acids.
GGUGAUGGAGGCAGAGGACCCCGGCGCGCGGUGCCCGGGCGAUGGCGAGUGCGCGGUUCCCGGCUCCCCUCGCGGCGCCGCCCCGCCCGCGCGCACCCGGCUCCGCGCCUUCCUGUGGUGCCGCGAGUUCCUGGCCGGCUCCUGGAAGCUGAUCGCGCCCGAGGAGUUCGGCAUCAGCCCGGUCAGCGGGGGGCUCAGUAACCUGCUGUACAAGUGCAGCCUCCCGGACCGCGUCCUGAGCGUGGGCGAUGAGCCCCGGCAGGUGCUGCUGCGCGUCUACGGGGCCAUUCUGCAGGGCGUGGACUCGCUGGUUCUGGAGAGCGUGAUGUUUGCCAUCCUGGCAGAGCGGGCCCUGGGGCCGCGGCUCUACGGGGUCUUUCCCCAGGGGCGCCUGGAGCAGUACAUUCCGAGCCGGCGUCUGCGCACGGAGGACCUGCAGGACCCCGACAUCUCCAGGGAGAUUGCAAUGAAGAUGUCCCGCUUCCACGGCAUGGUGAUGCCCUUCAACAAGGAGCCCAAGUGGCUGUUUGGGACCAUGGAACGGUACCUGAAGCAGAUUGCCGAGCUCACCUUCCCCCAGGAAGCCCAGUGGAAGAAGUUCAACCAGCUCAAAGCCUAUAACCUGCAGCAGGAAAUGGGGAGCCUCAGGGAGCUGCUGGAGUCCACACCCUCCCCUGUGGUCUUCUGCCACAAUGACGUGCAGGAAGGGAACAUCCUGCUGCUGGCUGGGCGUGAGUCACAUCCCACUGACAAGCUGAUGCUGAUUGACUUUGAAUACAGCAGCUACAACUACAGGGGCUUUGACAUUGGCAAUCACUUCUGUGAGUGGGUGUACGACUACACCCACGACACGUGGCCCUACUACCAGGCCUCCAUGGAGAACUACCCGACGCGCCAGCAGCAGCUUCACUUCAUCCGGCACUACCUGUGGGAGGACUCGGGCCGGCGCGGGGACACCACGCACGAGGAGCAGGCCCACAUCGAGGAGGAGAUGCUCACUGAGAUCAGCCGGUUUGCUCUGGCCUCUCACUUCUUUUGGGGCCUCUGGUCCAUCCUGCAGGCGAAGAUCUCCACCAUUGAGUUCGGCUACCUGGAUUACGCGCUGUGUCGUUUCGAGGCCUACUUCCAGCAGAAGGCGCAGUGCCCGUGACCGGCCCGGCUCUGCCUGCCCUGCGCUCGCCUGCCUCAGGCCCCGGGGCUGGCUGUGCUGCAGACACGUGGGGCCUGGCCGGAGCAGCGCAGUGGCCCCUCCCCGCCAAGGGGACAGCAGCUGGCAAGGACCCCAAGGGACCAAUGCCCCCAGACCAGCCUCCCUUGCCUCCUGGGACGGGGGAGUGCCCUGGCUGGCCAGUGAGCAGGGGUGGGAUUUGGGGGUCUCCCUGCAGGCGUUUGGGGGCAGGGCUGGGCUGUCGGGGAGGGAAACGGUUCAUAUUCCGGUUUGGGGAGUGAGGAUCCCCACCCCCUCCAGGGUGGGCUGUGUGGGGCCGGCUCUCCCCACUGCCCAUUGGCGGAUGUUCUGUGUGGCUGUGGGGGUCCCGCUCAGCAGGGCGGCUGCAGCCUCGGCCCCUCUCUGGGGCCGGAGGGGCUCGGCUACCCUGGGUUCCCUGCGAGUGCACUUGGGGCUGCACACUGGGAGGUGGGGCCUGGGAGCUGAAUUUGCCACAUGUGCGUCUGCCUCUGUCCCUACAUCUCUGCCUCCCCUGGCCUGCGGCGCUGCCCAGCUCUGCCGCCCUAGUGCCCUUCCUGCCUGCCGAUGUAACCUGGGGGCCCCCUGGGGCUCAGCGAGCGUGGGCUGCGGGGGGAGACAUGGGUGCUCUGCCCCUGCCCCCCGCAGGGCCUUUUUCUGGAGAAGCAGGGGGUGUUUGUAGGGCAGUGCUGGCCUGGCUCCAGCGCCUUUCCCGCUGCUGGGAAUGCGGGGUGGGCUCUAGCGGGGUGUCCCCUGCUCCGGCUGGGGAAGGGAG